AUGCAUCUGUACAACUUGACGCUCGAACAUGCCUCGUCUAUUACUGCUGCCGUCGUAGGAAACUUUUCGGGCGUUAGACAGCAGGAAAUCCUCGUCUCUAGAGGCACCCGUCUCCAGCUCCUCCGCCCAGACCCUGCCCUCGGUAAACUCUCCACCGUGCUCGUCUACGAUGUAUUUGGUUCCAUUCGCUCCCUUGCGGCCUUUCGUCUCACCGGCGGCACCAAAGACUAUGCCAUCGUUGGCUCAGAUUCAGGUCGUAUCGUCAUUCUCGAAUAUGAUCCAAAGCAGAAUGCAUUCAACAAGCUCUACCAGGAAACCUACGGCAAGACGGGCGCCCGUCGUAUCGUCCCCGGACAGAUGCUCGCAACAGACCCAAAGGGACGCAGUCUCAUGGUCAGUGCAAUGGAAAAAGCAAAGCUCGUCUAUGUGCUCAACCGUGAUGCCGCCGCCAACUUGACUAUCUCCUCCCCGCUUGAAGCCCACAAGCCAUCUGCCAUCAUACAUCACAUUGUAGGCGUCGAUGUAGGCUUUGAGAAUCCGCUAUAUGCUGCAUUAGAGGUCGACUAUUCCGAAGCAGACAACGAUCCUUCAGGACAAGCCAUUCGGGACACUGAAAAGAUGCUCACAUUUUACGAACUCGACCUUGGUCUAAACCAUGUCGUUCGAAAAUGGAGUGAGCCAACCGACCGUCGCGCAAAUCUACUGGUCCAAGUCCCUGGUGGUCAAACAACGACAGGGGACCCGCCAAUAACGCGAAUUGAUGGCCCCUCCGGUGUGCUAGUUUGUUGUGAAGAUCAUGUCAUAUACCGACAUAUGGACCAACCCCAGCUUCGCGUACCAAUACCACGCAGAGAGCAUCCACUAGAGGACGCAUCUUCCCGCGGCCUUCUCAUUAUCUCUGCCGUCAUGCACAGAAUGAAGGGUGCAUUCUUUUUCCUACUGCAAUCCGAACUCGGCGACUUAUACAAAGUCACCCUCGAGCACCAAGACGAAGACGUAGUUGCCCUCAAGAUCAAAUAUUUCGAUACCGUCUCUCCGGCCGUCAACCUCUGCAUUCUCAAAUCGGGACAUCUAUUUGUACCAGCAGAGUUCGGAAACCAUGCAUUCUAUCAGUUUCAGAAACUGGGCGACGAUGACAAGGAGCCGGAAUACAGCUCUGCCGACUAUCCAGGAAACGGCAUGCGAACGCCCUCGCAGCCGCUGCCGAGAGCCUAUUUCCGUCCAAAGCCACUGGAAAACCUAGUCCUUCUCGAUGAACUCGAGUCCCUUGACCCCAUCCUGGCUGCAAGAGUUCAAAACUUGCCCGAUACCAGUCUCUUCUAUACCGCAUGCGGCAAGGGUGCAAAAAGUACCUUUCGCACCCUGAAGCAUGGUCUCGAGGUGGAAGAAAAUGGCAAUUCGGAUCUACCUAGUAUUCCGAAUGCCGUCUGGACCCUGAAGCUUGCCGAAACGGACCAAUACGAUUCUUAUAUUGUCCUCUCCUUUAUCAACGGCACGCUCGUUCUCUCCUUUGGCGAGGAGAUUGAAGAAAUACCAAACUCUGGAUUCUUGUCAUCAGAACCCACGCUAGCAGCGCAACAACUCGGUUCAGACGCACUCUUACAAGUCCACCCUCGUGGAAUUCGGCACGUGCUCUCGGAUAAGCGUGUCAAUGAGUGGCGCGCUCCAACUGGCAUGGCAAUCGUAGCAGCAACCACGAACAAACGACAAGUCGUCGUCGCCCUCAGCUCUGCCGAGCUCGUCUACUUUGAGCUCGAUUAUGAGGGACAGCUCAACGAGUUUCAGGAGAGAAAGGCUAUGGGGAGCACGGUGCUCGCGCUCAGCGUCGGUGAAGUCCCCGAAGGAUUGCAGCGGUUCAAAUAUCUUGCCGUUGGUUGUGAAGACCAGACCGUUCGCAUCAUCUCGCUCGAUCCAGAUUCGACCCUCGAGAUGAUCAGUUUGCAGGCGGUAACGGCGCCACCGUCUUCAAUCUCUAUUGCGGACAUGUUCGACUCGAGUAUCGACAAGCAUCGUCCCACAACCUUUGUCAAUAUCGGGCUCCAGAAUGGUGUGCUUCUUCGUACGGUCUUGGAUCCGACAAACGGUAAACUGGCGGAUACGAGGACUCGGUUCCUCGGGAAUCGACCGGUGCGUCUCGUCCGAACACAGGUCCAUGGCUCUCCCGGCGUCUUGGCGCUAUCUAGUCGCUCAUGGCUCAAUUAUACGUAUCAAGGCCUCGUUCACUUCACUCCUCUGGCGUACGACCGACUAGAUGGAGCUUGCAGCGUAAAUGCAGAGCUCUGUCCGGAUGGAUUCAUUGGAAUUGCCAAUAAUACGCUCCGGAUCUUCCAGGUGCCCAAAUUGGGCAGCAAACUCAAACAAGAGAUUCUUCCCCUGUCUUAUACUCCAAGGAAGUUUGUGUCGCAUCCACAGAACUCCUACUUUUAUCUUAUUGAAUCCGAUCAUCGUGCCAUGUCGGAGACAAUGAUAGAGGAGCGCGUCAAAGCCAUUGAAAUGUCAGGUGAAAAGGUUGACAGGGAAAUGCUGGAGCUUGACCCACGAAUCUACGGGCACUUCAAGGCUCCUGAAGGAGUCUGGGCUUCGUGUAUCAGGAUCAUCGAUCCUGUCAAUCUGCGAAGCGUCGCGGCCUUCUCUCUCGACAACAACGAGGCUGCAUUCUCCAUUGCUGUUGUUCCAUUCGCAGCGCGAAAUGGAGAACUGCUGCUCGUCGUUGGAACUGCUGUGGACACGCAUCUUGCCCCCCGAUCCUGCUCAACAGGCUAUCUCCGUGUCUAUUCCUUUACGGAAGGUGGCUCAGGACUCGAGCUACUCCACAAGACCGACAUCGACGAAGUUCCCACUGCGUUGAUGGCCUUCCAAGGUCGAUUGAUAGCAGGCGUUGGUAAGGCACUUCGCCUAUAUGACAUUGGGAAAAAGAAGCUACUACGCAAGGCAGAGAAUCGACAAUUCGCAACUGCCAUUGUGACACUAAGCACCCAAGGCUCGCGCAUUCUUGCUGGAGACAUCAACCAGUCUAUCUACUAUGUCGCAUACAAGGCCGCGGAGAAUCGGCUCCUGAUAUUUGCUGACGACACCUCUGCACGAUGGAUCACGGCAUCCACGAUGCUUGAUUACAACACUGUCGUAGCGGCUGACAAGUUUGGCAACGUCUUUGUGAACCGACUCGAUGAAGCAGUCAGCAAGCAAGUCGACGACGAUCCCACAGGCGCUGGUAUCCUCCACGAGAAGAGUGUGUUAAUGGGCGCACCCCACAAGACAAAGAUGCUCACUCACUUCCAUGUGGGCGACGUCAUCACCUCUAUCCAACGCGUCGCGCUUGUCGCGGGUGCGAGAGAGGUGGUCGUCUACUUUGGGUUGCAUGGGACGAUUGGCAUCCUGGUACCUCUUGUCACAAAGGAUGACGUUGACUUUAUCUCCACCUUGGAGCAACACAUGCGAACAGAAAACCUGAGUCUGGUCGGGAGAGAUCAUCUCUCGUGGAGAGGCUACUAUACACCAGUCAAAGCCACCGUCGAUGGUGACUUGUGCGAAUAUUUUGCCAAGUUGCCUACACAAAAGCAACUGGCCAUUGCAGGGGAAUUGGACAGAACCGUAGGAGACGUUCUCAAAAAGCUCGAGAGUCUUCGAGUCACUGCAUCAGGCUUCUAA
Molecule: messenger RNA, 3648 nt
Organism: Serendipita indica DSM 11827
Lineage: Eukaryota; Fungi; Basidiomycota; Agaricomycetes; Sebacinales; Serendipitaceae
Source: the annotation of a GenBank genome assembly